This is a messenger RNA of Camellia sinensis, 3198 nucleotides long. Its product is annotated as plasma membrane ATPase 4. Gene Ontology annotation, biological process: proton export across plasma membrane. Gene Ontology annotation, molecular function: P-type proton-exporting transporter activity; ATP binding; ATP hydrolysis activity. Gene Ontology annotation, cellular component: membrane. The record is from RefSeq and is a predicted model, not a curated record. NCBI's taxonomy places the organism in Eukaryota, Viridiplantae, Streptophyta, Magnoliopsida, Ericales, Theaceae.
UCGAAGAGAUCAAAAACGAGACUGUUGAUCUGGAAAAGGUUCCCAUUGAGGAAGUGUUUGAGCAGCUGAAAUGCUCCAGGGAAGGUUUAAGUGCAGAAGAAGGAGCCAACAGGCUUCAGAUCUUUGGACCAAACAAAUUGGAAGAGAAAAAGGAAAGCAAAAUACUCAAGUUUCUUGGGUUCAUGUGGAAUCCUUUGUCAUGGGUGAUGGAAGCUGCAGCUAUAAUGGCAAUAGCACUGGCCAAUGGUGAUGGAAAACCCCCAGAUUGGCAGGACUUUGUGGGGAUUAUUUGCUUGCUUGUAAUCAACUCCACUAUCAGUUUCAUUGAAGAAAACAAUGCUGGCAAUGCUGCUGCCGCCCUUAUGGCUGGUCUUGCGCCCAAAACUAAGGUUCUCAGGGAUGGUCGAUGGAGUGAACAGGAUGCUUCAAUUUUAGUUCCGGGAGACAUCAUCAGUAUCAAAUUAGGAGAUAUCAUCCCUGCUGAUGCUCGUCUUCUUGAGGGUGAUCCGUUAAAGGUUGAUCAGUCUGCCCUUACUGGAGAGUCACUUCCAGUGACCAAAAAUCCUUAUGAUGAAGUUUUCUCUGGUUCAACUUGCAAACAAGGCGAGAUUGAAGCUGUGGUUAUUGCUACUGGCGUUCAUACCUUCUUUGGAAAGGCUGCACAUCUUGUGGAUAGCACAAACCAAGUUGGGCACUUCCAACAAGUGCUUACUGCAAUCGGGAACUUCUGUAUUUGUUCCAUUGCUGUUGGAAUGUUGGUUGAGAUUAUUGUUAUGUACCCAAUUCAGCAUAGGAAGUACAGGGACGGAAUUGACAACCUUUUGGUUCUCUUAAUUGGAGGUAUUCCCAUUGCCAUGCCCACCGUUUUGUCGGUGACAAUGGCUAUUGGAUCACACAGGUUGUCACAACAAGGUGCCAUUACUAAGAGAAUGACAGCCAUUGAGGAGAUGGCAGGCAUGGAUGUUCUAUGUAGUGAUAAGACAGGGACACUAACCCUUAACAAAUUGAGUGUCGACAAAAACUUGAUUGAGGUGUUUGCAAAGGGUGUGGAUAAAGAGCAUGUGAUGUUGCUUGCUGCAAGGGCGUCUAGGACUGAAAACCAGGAUGCUAUUGAUGCUGCAAUUGUUGGGAUGCUUGCUGAUCCGAAGGAGGCACGAGCUGGUAUUAGAGAGGUGCAUUUCUUUCCAUUCAAUCCCGUGGACAAAAGGACUGCUUUAACCUAUAUUGAUGCUGACAGCAAAUGGCAUCGGGCUAGCAAAGGUGCCCCUGAACAGAUCUUAGCCCUUUGCAAUGCCAAAGAGGAUUUGAAGAGAAAAGUUCAUGGCAUAAUCGAUAAGUUUGCUGAACGUGGAUUGCGGUCAUUAGCUGUUGCAAGACAGGAAGUACCUGAGAAAACAAAAGAAAGUGCAGGUGGUCCAUGGCAAUUUACUGGAUUAUUGCCCCUCUUUGAUCCUCCUAGACAUGAUAGUGCAGAGACCAUCCGCAGGGCUCUACAUCUUGGUGUAAAUGUCAAGAUGAUUACUGGCGAUCAACUUGCCAUUGCUAAGGAGACUGGCCGAAGACUUGGAAUGGGAACAAACAUGUACCCAUCUGCUUCUUUACUUGGUCAAGACAAGGAUGCAUCCAUAGCUGCCCUUCCAAUUGAAGAAUUGAUUGAGAAAGCAGAUGGGUUUGCUGGUGUAUUUCCAGAGCAUAAAUACGAAAUCGUGAAGAAGUUGCAAGAAAGGAAGCAUAUCUGUGGAAUGACAGGAGAUGGUGUCAAUGAUGCACCUGCAUUAAAGAAGGCAGAUAUUGGAAUUGCUGUUGCUGAUGCUACUGAUGCUGCAAGAGGUGCUUCUGACAUAGUGCUUACAGAGCCUGGACUGAGUGUUAUCAUCAGUGCAGUCCUAACCAGUAGAGCUAUUUUCCAGAGGAUGAAGAAUUAUACAAUAUAUGCAGUCUCCAUCACAAUUCGUAUUGUGUUUGGUUUCAUGUUUAUUGCCUUGAUAUGGAGGUUCGAUUUUUCCCCAUUCAUGGUUUUGAUCAUUGCUAUCCUAAAUGAUGGAACUAUAAUGACGAUCUCAAAGGAUCGGGUGAAGCCAUCUCCAUUGCCUGAUAGCUGGAAAUUGAAAGAGAUUUUUGCUACUGGUAUUGUUCUUGGAGGUUACUUAGCAUUGAUGACUGUUAUAUUUUUCUGGGCAAUGAGGGAAACUGACUUCUUCUCGGAAAAAUUUGGUGUAAAAUCUAUAAGGAACAGUCCUGAUGAAAUGAUGGCUGCUUUAUACCUGCAAGUGAGUAUUGUGAGCCAGGCUUUGAUCUUUGUCACUCGAUCUCGCAGCUGGUCCUUUCUUGAACGCCCUGGAUUGUUAUUAGUCAGUGCCUUCAUGAUUGCGCAGCUGGUGGCAACUGUGAUAGCUGUAUAUGCAAACUGGGGUUUCGCGAGAAUUAAAGGAGUUGGUUGGGGAUGGGCUGGUGUUAUCUGGGUUUAUAGUAUUGUCUUCUAUUUCCCACUUGACUUGAUGAAAUUCACAAUUCGUUACAUCUUAAGUGGAAAGGCUUGGCAUAACUUGCUAGAGAAUAAGACUGCUUUCACCACAAAGAAAGAUUACGGAAAAGAGGAGAGAGAAGCUCAAUGGGCACUUGCUCAAAGGACAUUACAUGGACUUCAACCACCAGAAACUUCAACUAUUUUCAAUGAUAAAAGCAGCUAUAGAGAGUUAUCUGAAAUUGCUGAACAGGCUAAGAGGAGAGCUGAGGUUGCAAGGCUUCGCGAACUUCACACACUCAAGGGUCAUGUUGAGUCAGUGGUAAAGCUGAAAGGGUUGGACAUUGAUACCAUCCAACAACAUUAUACAGUAUGAAAAAGCAGAUGAAAUACUACCUAAGAGAGAGGGACAGGGCUGCGACGGCUCCAAGAAAGGCCCAAAUCAUGAAGAGAAUCAAGAAACCCUCCUAACUAGAUAUGAUAAAACGUUUGCUUUACCUUUCCUUCCUUGUGUAUUUCAACUUUCAAGUGCCAAAAGAAAGUUUGUGUUUGGCUUCAUAAUGCUUGAACGCUAAUGAGCAAAGUAGCAGAUCUUGUAAAACAAUUUUUAUGGUUGGUUCUGUUUUCUCCUUGCUCUCUCAGUUGCCUUGGUAUUCCUAUUUUAAUUUGUCUACAACUAUUUUGGAACCUUUUAUAUAUGAAGUGUGAAUAGUAUCAUUUAACUUAUUUGUUUU